Cooperia oncophora is the source of this 831-nucleotide messenger RNA. The record is from the annotation of a GenBank genome assembly. Lineage: Eukaryota; Metazoa; Nematoda; Chromadorea; Rhabditida; Trichostrongylidae.
AUGUCCAAAAAACUCAACACAAAAAUUGAUUUGGAAGACUACAUAAAAUUGGAUAAGAUCGGUGAAGGAACACUACGUGUCGUGUACAAAGCUCAGAAUACUGAGGAGAACAACCAACUGGUGGCAAUUAAGAAAAUUCGACUCGAAUUUGAAGACGAGGGCGUACCAGCUACAGCAAUCCGCGAAAUUUCUAUGCUUCAAGAGCUGGCCAAUCCGAAUAUUGUCGAAUUCAUUGGGAUUUCAAUCCAGGAGAGUCGUCUCUAUCUUUUCUUCGAAUUUAUCAUGAUGGACCUGCGGAAGUAUUUGGAUCAAUUGCCAGAGGAUCAGUAUCUACCAAAGAAAACUGUGCAACGCUUUGCUUUCCAGAUUUGUCAAGCGUUGUGCUUCAUGCACCAACGUCGAGUGCUCCACCGCGAUUUGAAACCUCAAAACCUGCUCGUGGACGAAAAAGGCGUCAUAAAAGUGGCAGACUUUGGCCUGUCACGUUCGAUAAAUAUUCCUGUACGGAUCUAUACUCAUGAGGUAGUAACUUUGUGGUAUCGAGCACCAGAGAUCCUGCUCGGAGCUCAUCGUUAUGCCGCCGCCAUUGAUGUUUGGGCAAUCGGAUGCAUUCUAGCGGAGAUCGUGACCAAGACAUCGCUUUUCAAAAGUGAUUCAGAAAUCGAUCAACUAUUCCAAACAUUCAGGUUGCUUGGUACCCCGACUGAGAAACAAUGGCAUGGUGUGAUGAAAAUGCCUGAAUUCAAGGCUCGGUUUCCUAAAUGGAAAAAGAAUCUGUUGGACGAGAAACUACGACCCUAUUGCGACAGUCGUAUGAUUAACCUGAUCCAG